CGAUCUUCUUCUUCCUUUCUUCUCCCUCAUUUCCUUUCCACUUUUUUUUUUUUUUUCUUUUCAAAUUCUUCAGCUUUCUUCAUAUAUAUUUUUUAUUUAAAAAAAAAGAAAAACAGAUCUGGAAUCUUGAGUUUCCAGAUCUGGUUAGGCGGCGCUCCAUUAGGGGAUUGGUGAUCGUAACACCGCCAUGGUCGUUGCGUGGGCGAUACAACCACCACUUCGGCGAUGGGCAUAAUUUGGAUCUCUUCAUUCUUCUAUUUCUUCCCAAUUUGUUUUACCGUCUAAUUUUAUUUGUGAUGCUUUGAAUCGAUCUUGCUAUUUCUGAAUUCUACUUGAUAUUUGAGUGGUUCUGUCACCAUUUCUCAAUUUUCAUUUUGAUUUCUAUUUCACCGGUGAGAUCGUUUUAAUAUUUGGGUAUUUUUGGGUAAAACAUAUUUGGGGUCUGCUUUGAAUGAUUUUGUGUAUUAACAGAAGAAGGAAGAGAAAUAACUUUUGUCGUCAUUUGGUAGAUAUCCAUAUUCAAACAUUGUUGGGCUGCUUUAUCAGAAUGAGUAUUUAGCUUCCAAGCCUUUACAUUUUGUUGUGAUGAUGAUGUGGAAUUUGAACAUGCGUUCAUUUGUCUAUGAUGAUUGCUCUUGGUAUUAAUUAACUGUGAUUGUUCUUGGUAUGCAAAUUUUGUUAAAUCCUUGCUUUGUGUAUUCAAAGCUUGGAAAGUGUUUGGAUUUUAUCUUUUGGGAUGUGAUUUCUUUCUGUUUGAUUUCACUUAUGUGAGAAAAAGUUUUGGUUGGUUCAUGAAUUUUAGUUCACCGGUGGGUUUUCAUUGAACCUUGGACACAAUCAAAAUGAGAUGUUUUUCUAUGAUUUUGUCUUGGUGUAGAAUAUAUGAUUAUGGAAGUGGAGUGGGUUAAAAUUUUGUUGCUUAAUUUUUGUUUGAAUACUGAUAAAGUGAGA
This is a messenger RNA of Rubroshorea leprosula, 951 nucleotides long. Lineage: Eukaryota; Viridiplantae; Streptophyta; Magnoliopsida; Malvales; Dipterocarpaceae. The record is from the annotation of a GenBank genome assembly.